Aureobasidium subglaciale EXF-2481 is the source of this 2048-nucleotide messenger RNA. RefSeq lists its product as uncharacterized. NCBI's taxonomy places the organism in Eukaryota, Fungi, Ascomycota, Dothideomycetes, Dothideales, Saccotheciaceae. Bases 111 to 1712 code for a protein of 533 amino acids. The transcript is spliced from 3 exons. The record is from RefSeq and is a predicted model, not a curated record.
UUCUGCUGCUAUCUCUCCGCUAUAUCGACAAUCGCAUUAAUUAAUACAUAGCGUGCUCGUCCACCGCAACUUCCACUCUUCACACGCAAACACAUAGCAAGCUGGCCGUCAUGGACCCGUCACCGAUGCAGUCACCCAGGACAGCGCCUACACAAAACAACACUGAGGGAGCGACCGCGACCUCAGAAAUCCCUCCACAGUCGCUAGCCUUUGGUGGAAGUACUUACGAUGCGGCCGACAAGCCCCGCCCCUUGCCCAUUCGCUUCCAUAGCUCCGAUGACAACAACCCCGCCCGAAGGGCCUCCGUCCAGUUCAUGCCUAACGUCAGAGUCGCUGGAGGAACCGCUGAAGCCAGCCGCAGCCGCAGUCGUAGGCCAGUACCCAUAAAGGAGUCCUCGGUCAACAGGCGACUCAGCAGCCCUCCUCCACCUACCCAGUUCAAACCCCGUGUUUCUUUUGACACGUUCGACAAUCGUGACGCCUCCGACUUCUCUCUGACUCUGAGUCGCAAGCAUCGCGAGUAUGAAUACACCAAGCGCUCGCGCACCUUUCUCUGCGGCACAGACUCCAACGACUACUCCGAUACUGCUCUGGAAUGGUUGAUUGACGAACUUGUCGAUGACGGCGACGAGGUCGUCUGUUUGAGAGUGGUCGAGAAAGACAGCAAAGAAGCAGCAAAGUGGGCUGGUGGUGGUAGCGACCGAGGUGGCAGAGAGCGCAGUUACCGUAAGGAGGCUAACCGCAUGCUUGAGCGUAUCGAGGAGAAGAACACUGAAGACAAGGCCAUCAACAUCAUCCUGGAGUUUUCUAUCGGCAAAGUCCAGGACACGAUUCAGCGCAUGAUCAGAAUCUAUGAGCCGGCCAUUCUAGUCGUCGGUACAAGAGGUCGAUCUCUAGGAGGCUUCCAAGGACUGUUGCCAGGUUCCGUGUCCAAAUACUGCCUCCAACAUUCACCCGUCCCCGUCAUCGUCGUCCGACCCUCGUCCAAGCGCGAUAAGAAGAAGCGCAAGAGACUUCAAGAUCCCACACGCCGUGGCUACCGCGACAUUCUCGACAAGAGCGACAACACUGCCACCAAUGAUGCAGGCUACACCAUGGAUCCUCUACACCGCCUUAGCAUCAUGCCGGGAGAUGGUCUAGGCGCCCUGCCAGAGCUUGAGAAACGCGACGCCGAGGAAGAAGCCCGAAUGGUUGCAGAGGCCAUCGGAUACCGCCCAGACCAGAUUGCAGCAGACGGAGAGCCCCUUAGUCGAGUGACCUCCGCCCGCUCAGACGUCAGUCGCCGUAGCGGACGCAGUGGUCGCAGCGGUAGUUUCGGCAGUACCCGUAGUGAGAGUCCUGAGACGUUCCGAUCUCCAUCCCGCGGUCUGUUGCAAUCACCACAAUUACGCGCCGUCCAUCCUGACUCUGGAGCCGAGAACUCGGAAUAUGACGACUCGGACGACGAGCGUGACAACAGUGCCGCGCCUCCUCACUCUGCAUACUACGAAGCUCAGGAGAGAGCAUUGAUGGAAGCAAGAGAACGAGCACUGAAAGCUGAAGAAGAGGAAAAGGAACGGGAGAGACAGGCAAAGGAGAAGAAGGAGAAUGCAAAGUCUGGCGGAGGUGGAGGAGGUGUGGGUGUACUGGAUCUUUUGGACCAGUUGGGUGGAGGUGGUGACGAGCCGAAGACUUCGACGAAGGGGAAGAAGUCAAGAUACCCGAUUCCUUGAGCGGGCCACAUUGGUCCGUGGUAGUCGGGAAGGAAGCACAGAAGGCAUCCAGCCUGCGGGACUGUCGUAUGUCUACUGGAGCAAUCGCUUUUCGGCAUCAGAUAUGAAUAUCCAAAUUCCUCUCCAAUCUUUCCUUUCUUCUGCCCACAUGGUGUUGGACACUCACACUGUGACCAAUGCAUUGAGCUAUAUGUCACUCGAUCAAAAGGCUGUCCAUGAAGAAGAUAGGUACAUGUAUGCCAUGCUACUCUACCAAUUGCCAAAAAAAAAAACGCCAUCUGUAAAUGCCCCUAGCCCUCAUCACGCUUUCCAUGCAGAAGAAAAGUGAAAAAGAAA